Molecule: messenger RNA, 2431 nt
Organism: Sinocyclocheilus grahami
Lineage: Eukaryota; Metazoa; Chordata; Actinopteri; Cypriniformes; Cyprinidae
Product: indian hedgehog B protein-like
Exons: 4
Coding region: 1156-2397 (413 amino acids)
Biological process (GO): smoothened signaling pathway; protein autoprocessing; cell fate specification
Molecular function (GO): calcium ion binding; patched binding
Source: RefSeq, a predicted model, not a curated record
AGUUAUGAGGGUCUAAAAGAUCACAUGACACCAAAAUGGCUUCCUUCCUGUUUAUUACACCAUACUGGAUUUGAUCUGGCUGGACAAAUAAAUGUUUUCAAAUAUUAAUAUUUGAAAACAAAAUGGCUUUACUGCUUAUUUUUUUGAAAACAUUGCCAAACUACUUCUGCAAACAACAUCCCUAUUUCUUCCUUCUUUUUUUAAAGAGUGUCAGUAUUUUCUCUUAUUUCUAGACACCACUUUACUUUUAUGUAACAUUGCAUAACAAUAGAUCAGGACAAAAAAAAAUCACUUGUCUUUGACUCAUAAGUAACGUCGUUACACCUGUCACCCUAAAUGAACAGCCUAAACAAACGGGCGUCUUCUGAUGAAUAAAUGAACAAUCAUUAAAAACGAAUGCGCCAGGUUCUAGUCUAGUGUGUUUCCUGAAGCGUAUCAAUGUUAUAAAGAGGUAGGGGAGGGCAGCAGUCGCUCACGUUUGUUUGAGGAGCAGCCAGGCUCGUUCUCUAUUUGUGGAUCUAUGAAUGGGAGAGUCGGAGUCCACAGUUCUUCCCCGAGACUUGUGUUUGCCCAGCCAGGCGCUGUGAAGCGUUAAAGGGAGCCGGUGGGUAUACGACGCACCCAAUGUGACCCGUGGGGAGGAGUGGCAGGCAGGGAUAGAGAGGGGCAAAAAACUGGCAGGGUGCGGUCUCAGUUCGCCGGCAACUCAGAUCACUUGACGUGCGCCAAAGGACGUGCUCAUUCAAAGACAGCAGCCGCAGCAGUCUCUCCGAGUCUGACAGCUCUCCCAGUGUGCGUCGGAGUUACCCUGUAUCUCUCGCUCCUAGAAUCUGUUAGAUAAAUAAAUGGACUUGCCUGCUCACUCUCAUUUCGGUGAUUUUCUUGAGAGACCAGCGUUUCGCAUUCUAUGGGCACUGAACACUUGGUAUCACUGGAUCUUUUCUCCGGCGUCUCUCCAUGACAGCCUCUGCGUAAAGCGCCUUUUACGCACGGACGAUGGCGAGGAUAAGGGUGAUAAAGAAGUAGAGGGUUUGUCCUCCCCAUCUUUUACCCCGUGGGGGGGAAUAAGGAUCUUCCGGGGGGUAGUUUCAAAUUGAACGGCGAGCUGUGCCACCGCACCACUCCGUGUCGGAGUGCCCGGCGGGUUGAGGUGGAAUGCGUCUCCCCGUGGUGUUUGGGCUCCUCGUCGGCUGCGCCCUGAUUUUCGCACCUGUUAACGAGGGCUGUGGGCCGGGGAGGGGACAUGGGAAAAGGCGGCCUCCAAAGAAACUGACACCCCUUAAUUACAAGCAGUUUAGUCCAAAUGUAGCCGAAAAGACACUGGGAGCCAGUGGGAGACACGAGGGCAAGAUCACCAGGACCUCGGAGCGCUUUAAAGAGCUCACACCGAACUACAACCCCGAUAUCAUCUUCAAAGAUGAGGAGAACACAGGUGCGGAUCGACUCAUGACGCAGCGCUGUAAAGAUAAGCUGAACUCUCUGGCUAUCUCUGUGCUGAACAUGUGGCCUAGGGUGAAGCUCAGGGUGACCGAGGGUUGGGAUGAAGAUGGCAAUCACUUUGAAGAUUCACUGCAUUACGAAGGAAGAGCUGUCGAUAUCACCACCUCUGAUCGCGACCGUAAUAAAUAUGGCAUGUUGGCACGUCUUGCUGUGGAGGCCGGAUUUGAUUGGGUCUACUAUGAGUCCAAAUCUUACAUCCACUGUAGCGUCAAGUCAGAGCACUCUGUGGCUGCAAAAACCGGCGGCUGUUUUCCCGCAUCGGCUCUUGUCACCAUUGAGGAUGGAAGCAUGAAGACUAUGGACAGCUUACAGCCUGGUGAAAAAGUACUCGCUUCAUCAGAGAGCGACGGAAGCGGGCUGCUCAUCUACAGCGAAGUCAUCGCCUUCCUAGACCGCGAUCCUUCUGCAGAGAAGCAGUUCUAUGCCAUCGAGACGGACACGGGUGCUAAACUGACCUUGACGGCGGCGCAUCUCCUGUUUGUAUCCGAAGGGAACUGCUCAGGGCCUGUAGUGAGUGCAGAGCUGAAGUCUGUAUUUGCUAGUGAUGUGCUGCCAGGUCAGUGCGUGGUGUCCACACAAGGAGCAGGACAGCAGGGACAUCUGUCCCGGGUCACUAGGAUCCAAAUACAGGAGGACAAGGGAGUUUUUGCGCCGCUCACCCGCCACGGCACGGUGGUGGUCAAUGGCGUGGUUUCCUCCUGCUACGCAGCCGUGGACCAGCACUGGCUGGCUCACUGGGUUUUCGGCCCACUCAGGGUACUUUCUAGCUGGGGAGGGACAGUUGGACAUCAGGCUGUGGGGAUACACUGGUAUUCCUCACUGCUGCACUGGGUUGGGACUCAUGUGCUGGAUCCAACACACUUCCAUCCCUGGAGCAUGAUGGACAAUGACAGAUGAAAACAAGCAGGGGGAAUGAGAAUGUCACUCGAAA